AUGCCAGUAGUGGUAGAGUUUGCUAUGGUGUUUAUGGCAGAAAGCCAUGUGGCUGGGAUGGGCUAUGCCACAAUUGUAGAUAGACUACCCCCUGGUGCCGAGACUGCCUCAGAUGUUCCUCUUCCACUUCAUGGACAUCUUCGUGUUGCCUUUGACCAAACCCAAGACCAAGUUCAAACCAUUCUGAGCAGUCUCAAGCCUGAUUUCGUUUUCUUUAACUUCAGCCCUUGGAUGCCAGCCUUAGCACACCAAAUUGGCUCCAAGGCCAUAUGUUAUUCCAUUGUAACCCUAGCAAUGCAAGCACUAAAGGUUCCUACUAAGGAGAAACCAGAGGAUAUGACUGUAGAAGACUUCAUGCAACCGCCUCCUGGCUAUCCUCCUUCAUGUGUGUGA
Quercus lobata is the source of this 393-nucleotide messenger RNA. Its product is annotated as anthocyanidin 3-O-glucoside 2'''-O-xylosyltransferase-like. NCBI's taxonomy places the organism in Eukaryota, Viridiplantae, Streptophyta, Magnoliopsida, Fagales, Fagaceae. The transcript has 2 exons. The record is from RefSeq and is a predicted model, not a curated record. The coding region runs from base 1 to 393 and encodes 130 amino acids.